AUGUGGUCCGUUAUUCGCAGGCUGCAGGGCGAGCCAAUCGCCGACGCCAGCGCAGUAGACGAUCUGACCCGCUUUGAACGCAACCAGCGUUGCAUUGCGAUGCACGAGAUGAGGCCGCACCCCCGGCCGCUCGACCCGGAGAUUUUCACGCGUGCCUACGGCGAGUUAGGGUAUGAGAAGGUGCGCGUGUGGAUGCUGAGCGACGACGUGGCGAGGCGACGGCAGGCUGUGGAUCACCUCCUCGAGCUGUACGUAAUGCAGCGGGAGAACGUGAUUCGUAGCCUGCGCUACGGAUUUCUCGAGCUGAUGCUCUCCACACUCCACCACGAUGAGGCGGAGGAGAUGAGGUGCAAGGCCGCUGAGGCUCUCGCACUUCUUCUGCGGGAGCCGAAGGCGCUUGACAUGCUUCUCGCUAUGGACGACGAUAGGGCGACGCUGCGCGAGCUGCUCAACACCCUCGAUGAUCCUUCAUCAGACGUUAUUGUGCUAGCCUUGCGUCUGGUGAUUGUGUGCCGCGCGGCGUACAACGCGUACGAGGCCACGCGGCGUCUUGUUGGCUACGGCCUCAUCGAGCGCUGCAUCGUUCUGCUGCGCCACGAUGAGGAUAAAGUCGCCGCAAUGGCCUGCUCCGCCCUUGUGACGAUAUUUGACGUAAAGGAGGCGUUCAUCCCGUUCAUCAAAGCGGCCGGCAUGAGGGCGGUUACUGCGGCGCUGGCGAGAAAUGACCCGUUCGUUGCGGCGGAGGCCGCGGAGGUGGUAACACAGGCCGCCUCCUAUCGCCUGGGCAAAAAAGCCGCGGUCGACAGCGGCACUCUCGUGGCGCUGGUACCGUACAUGACACACGACAACCUGCGGGUGCGCACAGCCGUCACUGGCGCGGUUGCGCAGCUUACCAUCUACGAGCCGGGGAAACAGCAGGCGGUGGAUGAUGGCAUUGCGCAGGUUCUUCUUGCGCUGCUGAUGCGGGAAGAGGAGGAGGAGCGCGACGUCCUUGUCAACGUUGUCAAGACAAUUGUCAACGUCGCCGAGCACCCGAUGGGAAGGCGGCAGCUCCUCAGCGCAAAGGGGCGUUUGCAGCGCAUCGCUAGUGGCGCCGACGACUACCAGCCGCUGACAUCAUCUGUCUGUGAGGCUCUUAGCCAGUUGGAGAGAAAAUGCUAG
Messenger RNA from Trypanosoma grayi, 1161 nucleotides. RefSeq lists its product as hypothetical. The record is from RefSeq and is a predicted model, not a curated record. The coding region runs from base 1 to 1161 and encodes 386 amino acids. The transcript has a single exon. Lineage: Eukaryota; Euglenozoa; Kinetoplastea; Trypanosomatida; Trypanosomatidae.